Molecule: messenger RNA, 273 nt
Organism: Knipowitschia caucasica
Lineage: Eukaryota; Metazoa; Chordata; Actinopteri; Gobiiformes; Gobiidae
Source: the annotation of a GenBank genome assembly
AUGGGGGGUUGUUCUAGUCGCUCAGGGAGAGAUGGGGGUUGUUCUAGUCGCUCAGGGAGAGAUGGGGGUUGUUCUAGUCGCUCAGGGAGAUCGCUCAGGGAGAGAUGGGGGGUUGUUCUAGUCGCUCAGGGAGAGAUGGGGGUUGUUCUAGUCGCUCAGGGAGAGAUGGGGGGUUGUUCUAGUCGCUCAGGGAGAGAUGGGGGUUGUUCUAGUCGCUCAGGGAGAGAUGGGGGUUGUUCUAGUCGCUCAGGGAGAGAUGGGGGGUUGUUCUAG